CUCUACUCUUCAGGCUGUUUGGUUCUCUCUGAUUUCGGUUCUUCAUCAAAAUGGCUGCCGGGACCAAAGGCCAGCAAAGUUUUAGGAAAGCGAUUAAAUCUAUUAUACAGGAAUCGACAUCAGUCCAUAGUCAAUAUAAGAACAUAAAAGUCACCAUUAUUAAAGCCACAAACCACCUCGAAUUGUUGCCCAAAGAGAAGCAUGUAAAAACUAUUUUAGCUGCCGUUUCUGGUCCAAGACCGCGAGCUGAUGUUGGUUACUGUAUUCAUGCACUUAAAAUGCGUCUUACACAGGCCGAGUCUUGGGUGGUUGCGCAGAAAACUUUGAUUGUUGUACACCGCGCAGUGAGGGAGGUCGAUCAGUCAUUUCUCGAGGAACUAAGUUUCCAUACCCAACACAGAGGCCGCAUGUUUAAUUUGUUACAUUUCAAGGAUAACUCAACCCCCUCUGCACGUGACUGUUCUUCUUGGAUCCGUACAUAUUCAAUAUAUAUUGAGGAGUAUCUGAAAUGCUUCAGUGUCCUAAAAUACGACUUCUAUAGUGAUCACACGAGAAUAAAGAAUCUUGACACUCCUGCCUUGCUUGAGCAGUUACCUGCUUUACAACAGCUUCUUCUUCGCCUUCUCGGUUGCAAGCCAUUUGGAGCGGCUACAUACAAUUACAUGGUUCAAUAUUCCCUUUCAAUGGUUGCAGCAGAGAGUGUGAGGCUCUAUGUGGCAAUAACAGAUGGUGUACUCAUUUUAGUUGACAAGUUUUUUGAGAUGGAACGUGGAGAUGCUGUGCCAGCGCUCGCUAUCUACCGGAGGGCAAUGGAACAAGCGCAGAGAUUGACAGACUUCUUUGAGAUGUGCCGAAGCCUUGAAUUUGGCCAAGAUCAGAAGUAUAUCAAAAUAGAACAGCCGCCUGCAUCGUUUCUCACGGCUAUGGAAGAGUACAUACGGGAUGCUCCACAACCAAUAAUGCUUCCUUGGACAUCGAACGACGAUGGAUGUGUUAUGCCAAAACUGAUAGCUAUUCCUGAUCCUAAGAAAGCCAAUUCCGAAGAAGCAUCAGACUCAUCUGACGAAUGCAAGGAGGAGGCUCCCAAACCCGAGAAGGUGGCUCCACCACCUCCUCUCAUACCUGAUCUUCUGAGCUGGGACGAGCCAAAUGAAGGACACGAAUCAAAGGCUACGCCAGAAGAGUCAUCCAACGCCACAGUAGACUCGCAAGUCUCAACUGGCUGGGAGCUUGCAAUAGCUACACCACAAACUAUAGGUUCAGCUCCAUCCACACUCUGCAAGGGAGGCGUGGUGGACAGAUCGGUCCUGGACAGCUUAUACGAAACAUCAGUAACAAAACAAGCAGCAAGUGCACAUGGAGCUUCAUUCCAUACACCUAAAGCUCCUUCUUGGAAUCCUUUUGAAGCUGAUGAUUACGUUCACGAUCCGAACAUUUUCUACAGUGGUUAUAAUUAUAAUCACAACAUGUUGUACUAUCCAAGCCUCGCAUUGCAGCCGGCAGGAUUCAUUCAGCAACACAACAGUUAUGGGCAGGCCAUCGUUCCUCACCAGCAGCAAGUACUCAUGGAGCAAAACUACCAGCAGCGGUAUAUGCAGAUUGCCGGGAAUGGGAUCCAUCAACAGCAGCCAAUGGCAAUGGCAGAGCACAACUACUUGCAACGACAAGUCCCCGUGCAGCAACAAGGAUUUGCGUACCCGUAUAUGGAGCAAGGCUCGCGGAACCGGUCUUCCAGCUUCAGUUUACUCUGAAGUAGCAUAUAACAAGUAAGAGGUCGUCUCGUCUGAAUCAGCUGAAUAAUUUUGUUGAUUUGUUUUGGUAAGUUUUGAUAUUUAGUGGCAAUGCUAAGCACUUUUUACUUAUGUGGCGCCUUUUGUGUAACAGAUUAUAUUAUGCCAUAAUAAAGAUAGCGAUGAGCAAUAAAAUGCCAUUCCAAAUCA
Salvia splendens (bonfire salvia) is the source of this 1940-nucleotide messenger RNA. Its product is annotated as putative clathrin assembly protein At5g35200. The record is from RefSeq and is a predicted model, not a curated record. Bases 51 to 1751 code for a protein of 566 amino acids. Gene Ontology annotation, cellular component: clathrin-coated vesicle; clathrin-coated pit. Gene Ontology annotation, molecular function: phosphatidylinositol-4,5-bisphosphate binding; clathrin heavy chain binding; 1-phosphatidylinositol binding. NCBI's taxonomy places the organism in Eukaryota, Viridiplantae, Streptophyta, Magnoliopsida, Lamiales, Lamiaceae. Gene Ontology annotation, biological process: vesicle budding from membrane; clathrin coat assembly; clathrin-dependent endocytosis. The transcript is spliced from 16 exons.